UCUCAUGAAAUUUCAACAAAAUGUUUCAACUGUUAAUCAACAAAGGGCCCAGAGAUAUGCUUUAAAAGAUUAAAGAAAAGUCAAACAGUUUGGAAUGAAAAGGUCAAGGAAAAACAAAGUAACUAGGCCCAAUACCCUACUAAUAGAUAGGAGUACAUAUAAAAAUGAAAUGCAGAAGUUCAGAACACUGGUGAAAAGCAAAUCUAUCUGUUUCCAAGUCCAGUUUAAGUUUAUGACAAGUCAAGGGCACUAGAGUACAUGUUUGUAAUUAAAAGACUGCAAGGUGUACAGUGCUGUGAAAAGUAUUUGCCCCCUUAAAGAUGUCUUCUUUUAUCUCUUGUUUUGUCACACAUUAAUGUCUCAGAUAUAAUGUCUGACUCAGAUGAUCCAAGUUAAAAAGGAAGUUUCAAAUGAUAAUUUCAUAUGUAAAGAGGAAAAAUCUUUCCAAAUCAUUAUGCAAAAAUAUGAUUGUCCUUGUUAUUUCAAUGUCAAUUUAUUAUUCAAUUUUCCCAGUCACACCCAGUCCUGAUUAUUGCUAGAUCUAUAUAUUCAAAAAAAUCUCUUAAAUUGAACCUGUCUUUUAACAAAACCAAAAGUCAUAUCUGUCUUGAAAGGGUGACAAGCAUUUCUAAAGCUUUGGGACUUCAUCAAACCACAGAGAGAGGCAAUUAUUCACAUAUGGAGAAAACAUGGAAUAGUGGUAAACCUUCCCAGGAGUGCCCAACUGACCGAAAUUACUCCAAGCUGCAUCAACAGCUAAUCCAAGAGGUCACGAAGGAACUUCUGGACAACAUCUAAAGCACUGUGGACUUCAGUUGCCUCAUUUAACAUCAGUGUUUAUGACUUAACAAUAAGAAAGAGACAGGGCUAGAAUGGCAACCAUUCACUGCAGACCAAAAAAACACAAAUGCACAUGCAACAAGACAUCUGUGGACUGACCAGACAAUGGUGUAAAGUUUUGGAAGGUGAGAGUCAAUUAUAUCUGGCAUAGAAAUAACACAACAUUGCAGAAGGCAAAAAUUCCUCCACAGAGAUUUGGACUCAUUAUCAGCUGUGGUCAUCAUAAUGGCACAAAUAGGUAUUAUUUUUAGUGGGCUAAUUCUUUUUAACAUAGGGCCAAUUUGAUUUGAAUGGCUUUGUUUCCUCCUCAAUAAUAAAAGAAAAGAAAUCGUGUUUAAAAUGACAUGUUAUAAAAUGCACUCCGUUUAUCUUUGUCUUAUUUUCAUUUUUGAAACAAGUUGAAAUAUUUAAGUGACAAGAUUUUUAGAUCUUGUGACCACUAUGGCUUCAAGUAUAGCCACAUCCACAACCUCCAUGUUCCCCACUUAAAAAUAUUCCGUAACAAAUACAUUUUUUGGGCUUUAUGUCUCUUCGCUCCAGUCCCUUCAUUUGUCCUCACAUCCUUCAGUCUGCAUGCAGUUUAUUUGACCAAGUUUGAACCCCCACCCCAAGCUACCCAUGACUCUGUUUCUCAAAUUAUCAUCUUACCCCUCUCAGCUUUACAUUCUUUUUGGCAUUUAUUUUGAAGCAAAGAAAAAUAAACUAAAAGUUUAUUGCGAUCAAGAGCGAGUGUGACAUGAUGGGGGGAAAAAGAAUGUAUGUAUGAGAGAAAGCUUCAGAGAGGGGAACAAAAACAAGGAAAACAGGAAUGUCAAAGGAGGGGGUAACCAUGGGAUGAGAACGAUUGAGUGCAGAGGUGAAUGAAUGCAGACUGGUGGGAUAAAGGGCAAAGCAGUCAAUUAAACCUUGAGAAACUUUAAAAAGUAAAUAAAGUUAAGACUUGCGUCAGAAAAAAAAAUGAAGGUUUUGAAAGAUGGAAAAGCAGAGAAGCUGAGGAGAUGUUAAACAAUCUGAGACAGUUUUAUGAAGUUUUGGUUCCAUUAAAAACUUCAUAAAGCCUGUCAGGAAAAUCUAUUUGUGGAGCAUAAUGUGAAAAUGUUUCUUAUGCUCCAACAACAAAGACAAAAAAAGUAUCUGUGGUCAGUCUUCAUUGUUUAUAAAGGUCCAAGCGUUUUGUGAUUCUCAGCUGUAUAAAAUGGAAAUCACAAAAAAGCACCCAAAGGACUCGGCAAACACAACUAGUUUUCAUUUGGGUAAUUUAAUAAUGUGAUCUAACAUGAUACUUGUGUCAUGAUAAGACUGAGCCUUCAGAGGCUUCUGAGCAUGCCCAAGUUUAUCUUCUGCUUGUCAUGUUCUGCCGGAAAUAGUUUUGAUAAGCAAUAAACACAUUAACACUUUGCUUGUUUUCUCAGGAAUGGAAAGGAUCAGUGUGGAAACAGAGUGGAAUGGGUUAGGUCUCUCCUCUCCGGACGCUGCAGGAAGAAACAACUACUCCUUGUUUGUUACUGAAUUGAACUCGUUCAACAUUUCUCGCAGUGGAGGGUCCCUCUUUGGGAUCUUCCCAGAGAACGGCUCCAACACCACACCUGACACCCUGCCUCAUCCCAAGACCAGGGACCAAGGCCUGGCCCGGGCUGAGAUCGCCGUUCUGGGGGUGGUGCUGGCUCUCACCACGCUGGGCAACGGCUUCGUAUUGUGGGUGCUUUUGAGGAGGAGGAAGCACAAUGCACCGAUGCACCUGUUCAUGGUCAACCUGUGUGUGGCUGACCUGGUGGUGGCGCUCUUUCAGGUUCUGCCCCAGCUGAUAUGGGACAUAACAGAGAGGUUUCAGGGGCCCGACUUGCUCUGCCGAUCUGUCAAGUACUUGCAGAUUGUGGGGAUGUUUGCUUCCUCCUACAUGAUAGUUGCCAUGACAGUCGACCGGCACCAUGCCAUCUGCUGCCCACUGCAGGCCUACCGCGUUGGGUCUAUGUCCCACUGGAACACCCCUGUGAUGGUGGCGUGGGGCCUGGCUCUGGUUCUCAGCAUACCACAGGUGUUCAUCUUCUCCCGCUCGGAAGUAGCUCCGGGAGAGUUCGAGUGCUGGGGUCACUUCACUGAGCCAUGGGGGCUGAAGGCCUACGUCACCUGGAUGACCGUGGCCGUGUUCCUGAUGCCAGCCCUCAUCAUUACCAUCUGUCAGAUAAGAAUCUUCCGCGAGAUUCACAACAACAUCUACUUAAAGUCAGAGAGGAUAAUGAUGGCUGAGCUCAAGAGGAGUGAAAUCCUGUUUCGCUUUCACGACCUCAGGAAGGAGGAUGAGCGGGUGAGGGACAGGGGGAGACAGGCACAUGGGAGAGGAGGAGGACAGCUACUAAAGGACAAAACUGUCCAUGACUGCGAAGUGGGAGAACAUUAUGACUACAUGCCGUCUGUUAUUCAGUAUAGUAGCUGCUGCAAUGAACAUCAGACAGCAGCAACAUCACUGUCGCAGGAGCAAAUACUGAAUGGCUCAGAUUUCCGGGAGCCCUGUGUCAACUCUCCCCGCUGCUCAAUGGACUAUGCCCCGCCCCCACAUCAGGUUACUCCACCUCCCAGUAUCACUAAAGCCAUGUCCAAGACAGUGAGGAUGACCCUGGUCAUAGUGCUGGUCUACACCAUCUGUUGGUCGCCGUUCUUCAUUGUCCAGCUGUGGGCGGCCUGGGAUCCGGACCCUCCAGACCAAGGAGUGGCCUUCACCAUCCUGAUGCUGCUGGCAAGCCUGAACUCGUGCACCAACCCGUGGAUCUACACAGCUUUUUCCAGCAGCGUGUCCAGAGAGCUUCAAAACCUGCUGCAGUGUCGGUCACGACUCGGCCGACGGGGCUCACUCCCUGACGACUCUACGGCCACACACACCUCCACCACUAAGGACAACCUGUACUGACAGACACCGCUUAGAUGGAAAUGUACACACUUAGGCAUGCUUGAAAAUAUACAACACCAUGCUGCAAGGACCAAUGCUUCCGCUGCUGGGAUCACCAUCUGCAGCAUCUCAGCUUGAGAACAGCCUGACCUCUACCAGAUGUUUGCUUUGACAAAGGACAGCUGUACCCUCAGCAGGACAUCCAUCUGUACUCACCUGUCUUCUCUGCCCCCUCCCUACUCACCGGAAAGAUGUAAUUGACGAUGUCAACACCACGCGCAGUACAGUUUCUCAGUGCAUCUGCAAUGCAAAAUGACCUGGAAAGUACAGAGAUGUUCACUUCAGCAGCUAUUGGCUUGGAUAGCUUGGAGUGAUUCAGGUGAAGAAAAUAAAAAGAAAACACUGGCUGAAUCCAACACAGCAGAGAACACCAGGAAUGCAAAGGAUGGAUUCCUGCACUGAUAUCCUCGUGGCAUGCCUAAUGCACAAAGAAGCAGACAGAGCUGUGAAUCCAGAGGAACCCAAACCACAAUAUGACAGAUUGCCACGGCUAUGAGUGGGGUCCUAAACCAAGGUGAACAAAUGUUUUUUUAUGUAAAUGAAAAAUCAAACUUACACUCAGUUCACUCUGAAGGAUUUCUUCAGAAGGUGAACACAUAUUCACUCCUGAGGCUGGAGCAUUGGAGUAAAAACAGAGCCCUGUAAGAAGCUGCAGAGUAACACACAUAAAAACUAUCAACCACGAGGGGGAAAGAGAAAAGCAGAAAUGGACAAACAGAUUUUCCAAGAGCGACUGGGACGCAAUGAUGUGGCUGUAUUUUGAGCAAACAGACAAGACUUUCCAAUGCAGACUUGGGAAGAAUGAAACACAAACACUAUAUUAAAGAAGUUACAUUCCACGUGCAGUACAGCCAAUGUAAAGUCUAUUUAUUGAACACGUAUGGCACAACAAAAACUACCUUUUAUUUAAAAGCUGAAUGUAAAUCAUUGCCUGUAAUGGUGUUUUGGGGGAAACGGAUAGAUGUCAAACCAAAGUUUUAUCUAAGCAGGUCUUAACAGUAACACGCUUCAACAGACUUGAAACUAAACCGUUCUGCUAUGGAGGGAAGAAAGUCCACAUAAAGAGUGAAAUGAAUCCAAGUCCAAAUCAAGUGCCUGGAAUGAGUUGUAGAUGUUUUCAGAGGGGCCUCCGUGAACGUUUUAAUCUUCAAAUGAUGUCAGCUGUGUUAUUCUUAGACAGAGCUACCAUCAGAGCAGGGAUCAUAAGACUUGUUAUAUCACACCAUGAGCCAUUUAUAUAUUUUACUUUUUUAUUUGUUUUCCAGAAGAAUAUUGUCACUUUCCUAAAAUAAUGGCCUAAGUUAUUUUUUCAAGUUUUUUAGGAAACAAAAAAAACUUUUUCACCCAAAAAGAUAGUAACAACAAAUGAGUGUUGACACAACCAUUUCUUAUGGUCCUUUUUAUUAAGCUACAUAUCUUUCUCAAUUAGAUCACAUAAUGUGGAAAAUUAAAAGAAAAACAGUUGAUGAGGUACUCUUUAAAAAGAAAGAAAAGAGUUGACAAAAAACGGUGACUUGUUACAGCCACAAGUUCUGGAGCUCUUGUUUGUUGCUAAAUGCUAGCUUCAUAGCUACUUUGUGGACAAAAAUGCUGAAUGAAAGACAGAAUUAAAAUACUAGAUAUCUAUGCAACAUUUAAUGCCUUUAUCACUUACCAAUAGGGGAUGAGCCCUGAAUUAUGGAAAUGGCUUCAGUGUCUGAGUAAAUUUGAUUUUUUCCUGACGCGGUUGCCAUUUUAAAUGCCUGUAAAACCAUCACACUCUUGACAUCAGGCAUGAAGUUGCAUGACCUCCUCAAAUGAGGAUUUAGACAAUUUUACAAGAGGUGGCCAGCAUCAUGAGGAGAUGAUUUAGGUAAAAAAAAAAAAAAAUUUGACCAAGAAUGACUUAGGCCAUUAUUGCAGGAAGGUCACUACACAUAUAUAUAUAUAUAUAUAUAUAUAUACAUGUAUACAGUACAGACCAAAGGUUUGGACACACCUUCUCAC
Girardinichthys multiradiatus is the source of this 5770-nucleotide messenger RNA. Its product is annotated as vasopressin V2 receptor-like. Gene Ontology annotation, cellular component: membrane. Gene Ontology annotation, biological process: regulation of systemic arterial blood pressure by vasopressin; G protein-coupled receptor signaling pathway; positive regulation of vasoconstriction. The transcript is spliced from 5 exons. Lineage: Eukaryota; Metazoa; Chordata; Actinopteri; Cyprinodontiformes; Goodeidae. Gene Ontology annotation, molecular function: peptide binding; vasopressin receptor activity. Bases 2255 to 3745 code for a protein of 496 amino acids. The record is from RefSeq and is a predicted model, not a curated record.